UUUGCGCCUGGUCACGUGAGUCGAGUAUGAGGAAAAUGAAAGUGUGAUUAUCGCACAAAUCUUUCGGCAAACGUGUUCUGCUGGAAAUACGCGGAUUAAUUGCUCGGGUUGCAGGCACGGAUCCCCGUUUCUGUCAACUUUGAUCUCAGCAGCUGGAGCGGGGAUAAAGACGCGCUUCUUCAGAUAAAAGUGGAUGAUGGCAGCAUCUCAGAAAUUCCUGCUGAGAGUUUACAGCACUACAGAUGUUGUUGUGAAGGUUUCUCUAACUAAGCGGCCUGAGUCAGUGGAAGAACUAAUCACCAUACUCCGGGAGAAGCUCAACCCAAGGCUGGACUUUGAGUUUACCUUACAAUACGAAGACCCUGACUUUGAUGGGCAACUUACCUGUCUACAUGAUAUUCAAGAGCUACUAGAGAAGAGCACAUUAAAAAUAGUGCGAUCCGAAAGUGAUGCCAGUUCUUGUGCAAGUUCUGACACAGACAUCCUUCCUCAUGUGCCUUUAGCUCAGCGUCUGAAGUGUUGGCCUGACACUUUCCCAGUACCUACCUUUUCUUACGAAGUCGAACAUGUCCUUGAGAAGGGAAAUAAAGCCUACGAGAUGUCUGGAAAGCAACUGAAAUUGACACGAGCCCAAAAGCACAACAUCUUGGAGACCAUGGCUUCAGUGAUGCACACCUUCAAAGCCUAUCCGAGUGACAGAGAUGUGUGUUUGGCAGCAAAAGCUCUUGUUACCACUCAUCCAUGUCUUAAUGAGCCUGGAAGUUAUGGUUGGAAGACCAGUUUAAAAUUUAAGAUGGGAAAUUACCGCACCAAGCUAGCCAGAGCCGGAUGCGCGGAGGUGUCCGUGAAUGCUGGUAGAAGGAGUAUCAACAACCCAGAAGGAGAGUAUCCCCACUCCAACAUAAAAAGAGCACGAAAAGCUGAGGUAAACUACCUCCCAAACUUUCCAAGAGGAGAAGAUAAGGCCAGUCUGGAGGAAUUGAGAGUCCAGAUAAAAAAUGAGGUUGAGAAGACCGAGCCCAACAAAGUAAUGAUUGAAAAACUGAUGCAAACAACCUUUGCACUGCGUCGCCAUGAGAUCGUUCAAGAAAACCCAAUGGUGAAGGACUUCUUAGAGAAAUGGCCAGCUCUGCGAUUUCACUCACAGGUUUGUGCGGAGUUCCACCGAGUCACAAACAUCAACCUGCAGAAACAGUUCUAUGCUGAACUUGACAGACACACACCACGACUUAUGGCUCUAUACAGACAGAAGGCCACAUGCACUGGCAAGAUAUCGGAGGCUCUGCGAAACAUUCUGAAUCAUUAUGAUCAUCAGGAAGCACCUGAUGUCGAUGUGAAACGGACUGCAGUGCUACGUGCCCUUCCAGUAUACCUGCGGGAGGAAGACCCAGAAUUCUUUAAGACAUGUGAUGCGGGCACGCUGGAUGAGACGAACCUGACUGACACUCCAGUUGCCCUUCUCACAGUGGUUGCUGACGGCUCUGCUGAGACCAGUCCAGUCCAUUUCAGUCCUUCAAGCAUGGCUGUUGUGGUGGAAGGCGACUUGGUGAUCCGUGAUAUUGCCAGAUUUGCUGAUGCAUAUGCCUUAUUGUUUGGCUUGAUCUAUGCUCUGCAUUUGGACUACCCCAGGAAACUAGUUCACACAUUCACCUUUGUCCAGAAAGUCUUCAUGGGGCUUGAUGAUGGCAAACCACUGAAACCCAGCCUUCAUGCUCUUAGAAAUGAUUUGUUACAGAGUGAGUAGUUAUGAAAGAUAUGCAAGGCAACUGGUUGUUAGGACAGGCACACUGUUACUGAGCACCUUCUUUGAAGUAUUUUAUUUAAAGCACUUUUAAGUUUUCUACAGGCUUUGGGUGGAUGUAAUUCCCAUCAGUUUACCUCAUUUUUUUAUACAAGGUUAUUUGGGUGCCGAUAAACAUUAUUUGAACCUGUUAAAAAAUAUUUAUUUUAUUUAAUUUUUGUUUAUUUAAAAAAAUCUCUUUUGUGUUUGACCUUUUGUUUUUCAUUUUUAUAUAUUAGAAGAAAGAUGACUUUUAGGACUGAUGUUCUUUUAUGAUUUUAUAAAAAUGUUAUUAAAUGUUAUUAGCAGCAUUUUGUACGCUCACUUGUGCUCCAGUCCAUGUCAGUGGUUCCAUGUUGAUGGUUUUAUAAAAAAAACAUUUAUGUGAUGUUUUUCACAAGUCCAUAAAAAUGUUAAUAAACAAAAUGUUAAGUGAA
This is a messenger RNA of Nothobranchius furzeri (turquoise killifish), 2217 nucleotides long. RefSeq lists its product as uncharacterized. The record is from RefSeq and is a predicted model, not a curated record. NCBI's taxonomy places the organism in Eukaryota, Metazoa, Chordata, Actinopteri, Cyprinodontiformes, Nothobranchiidae.